AUGGCUCCCGAGCAGGUCCUCUCGGGCACCGACCCAGCCAAGAUCGCCGAGGUCUGCCAGAAGCACGGCAUCACCACCGCCGAGUUCGCCCAGCUCCAGGCCCGCUCGGCCGAGGCCAAGGCCACGGCGUACUGCCCCUACAGCCGCUUCCGCGUGGGCGCGACGCUGCUCAUCCCCGGCCCCGCGUACGUCGACGGCGCCAACGUCGAGAACGCGAGCUACCCCGUCGGGACCUGCGCCGAGCGCGUGGCCUUUGGCACGGCCGUCGCCCAGGGCCACAGGGAGUUCAGGGCCGUGGCCGUGUCGACGGACAUCAGCCCGCCGGCGAGCCCGUGCGGCAUGUGCCGGCAAUUUAUUCGGGAGUUUGUCAAUCUGUCCAUUCCGGUGUUCAUGUUCGAUAAGAACAAGGACUUUGUGGUGAUGACGAUGGAAGAGGUUGGUCUAGCCGUUUUCUUUUACAUUUCCGCCCUCGCCCCUUGUUACAAUGUUCUACUUGAAUUGCAUCUGCUUGGUAUUAGUCUUACUGAUCCUUCACAGCUGCUGCCCAUGUCCUUUGGGCCGGAUCGACUGCCUCCCCCUGGCGCUCCGGGAGCGAUGGGUUGA
Clonostachys solani is the source of this 603-nucleotide messenger RNA. Lineage: Eukaryota; Fungi; Ascomycota; Sordariomycetes; Hypocreales; Bionectriaceae. The record is from the annotation of a GenBank genome assembly.